UAGAGUGUGAAAAUCAGUACCGGCACACACAGCAUCAGAUAACACGUUGACGUGUUGUUUCUCAAAAUUUUUUUAAAAUUCUUAUAUUUGAAUUCCGCAUUUUUAAAAUACAAUUGUUUUAUUAUGCACCGUUCAUUAAAUUCUAAGUAGACAACAAGUUUGGAAGAGCAUCAACUAUAUGAAGAGGAGCAAAUGACGAUGACUAGGUUAACUCCAUGGAAUUUCGUAUUCAGACGAUUUUGUAGUCAAAAAGGCUAUGAAGAGGAUUUUGUUAAAUAUCAUGUGCCUUUGACAAAUUUUCAACGUACAUUAUUAGCUGCAGGUUCUGCUUUUGUUUCCAUAACGAAUCCAUAUCGAGGCGAUAUGAUUGCUUGUCUCGGUGAAACGACCGGUGAAAAAGCGUUAAUUUAUUGUCAAAAACAAUUGCGGAGUACAACUGAGGGACAACGAAUUCUUGAUCAAAGACCUAGAAUUCAUUCUUCUACUAUUGAUUUAAUGGCUCUUAAAAAUCUCCCCGAUGCAACUAUUGGAAAAACUUACUCUUCCUUUUUGGAAGUGAACAAUGUUUCUCCAGAUUCAAGACCACCUGUUCGGUUUGUAGAAGAUUUCCAGUUAUCGUACGUUAUGCAAAGAUAUCGAGAAGUGCAUGAUAUCUUUCAUGCAAUACUUUUAAUGCCCACUACUAUGCUUGGCGAAGUUACUGUCAAGUGGGUGGAAGCUUUACAGCUACAACUUCCGAUGUGUAUAAACGGAGCAAUUUUAGGUGCAGCUAGACUCCGUCCAAGACAAAGAAAAUUGUACUCUAAUUAUUACCUACCUUGGGCCAUAAAUACAGGAAAGAAUUCCAAAUUUCUUCUCGGCAUUUAUUUUGAAGAACGAUGGGAACAAACGUUAGAAGACUUCUACAAAGAAAUGAACAUAAAACGCUUAAUGUGAAGGAAAAGUUUCUUAAAAUAACUGAAACUGUUAGUUUCCAUUAAUUUUUUAAAAAUAUAAUUCUUCGAAAUAUUAAAAUUUGUAAUCCAUACAAAAUUACAGAAUAAGUAAAAAAUUUCGUUAUUAUUAGAAAUAAUUUUUAAAAAUAAAAAUAAAAAAUUUCAUUUCUUUGUAUAUUUAUAUUUUAGUCAUAAUGCAAAAAAAAUCACAAAUACAAAAAUUGUUUUGCAAUUUGAGAAACUGUUAAAGAAUUUGCAAAGGUGUAAUGGUGUUUUUCACCUGAUUAAUUUUUUAAAAAUAAAUUAUUGUAUUUGAAGGGUCGUACAGUUGCAUAAAUGCAAAUAAAGGCUUAUUUAUUUUCAUGAAUUUUAAUAUAAAAAAUUUGGAAGUCACGAAAGACAAUAUUUACACAUUUUAGUUUUCAAAUUAUUCCUUAUUACUAUAAGAUUAUAAAUUAAAAUUCUAAUGGACGUUUAAUGACAGUCGUAUGUCACAAUAAUAAUUUAUGACACUGUAAUAUUUUUUCAAUUUAUCGAUAAUAGCAAUGAUAAAUUUUUAAAUUUACAAU
This is a messenger RNA of Leptopilina heterotoma, 1504 nucleotides long. Its product is annotated as ubiquinone biosynthesis protein COQ4 homolog, mitochondrial. NCBI's taxonomy places the organism in Eukaryota, Metazoa, Arthropoda, Insecta, Hymenoptera, Figitidae. The transcript is spliced from 4 exons. Gene Ontology annotation, cellular component: mitochondrion; mitochondrial inner membrane. Gene Ontology annotation, biological process: ubiquinone biosynthetic process. The record is from RefSeq and is a predicted model, not a curated record. Bases 193 to 936 code for a protein of 247 amino acids.